AUGACCCCAAUAUCCGGUCUGAAACUUCACCGUGCGGGAGCCAAAGCACACCGGAGAGUUUCCUCUGGAAAAAAGCUUCCAACGCUCUUCAAAAUAUCCCAAUUAUCCAAACCUACAAAACCAGAUGAAAAUCCAUAAAUCUAAUAUCAUACAUUGGUUUUAGUCAUCCGGAAGCAAUGAUAUAUAAUUUAUAGGCUCAAAAAUUAUGUAAUUUUCUGCUGUAAAUUAUGAAUUUAUGUAGAUACAAGGUCAGACAGAUAGAAAUAUAGUUUUUUUUUUUUUGUUUGGUUGUAAUGGGGAACCAGAAGCAGAAGUGGACGCCGGAGGAGGAGGAAGCUCUAAAAGCAGGAGUGAAGAAGCACGGCACCGGAAAAUGGAAGAAUAUACUCAAGGACCAGUUUGCCCCUUUUCUCACCAAUCGUUCCAACAUUGACCUCAAGGAUAAAUGGCGGAAUGUGAGCAUUAGUACUGGACAAAUCUCUAAAGUUAAAUCCAUGGCUCCUAGAAUAAAACAAUCGACAGCUAUAGCACUGCCCAUUACCCCAAUUUCUGCUGUUCCUAUUUUAGUUGUUGAGGAUGAUGCAGUAGAUGAUCCAUCCAAAAGCCCACAGGAAGGAAGGAAUGCUCCGCGGUAUGACUCUAUGAUCUUUGAAGCAAUUACAGACAUUAAAGAUCCAAAUGGAUCUGAUAUUGGUGCCAUUGUUCGCUUUAUUGAGCAACGGCAUGAGGUUCCCCAAAAUUUCAGAAGGUUGUUGAGUUCAAACUUGAGAAGACUUGUUUUGAAAGGCAAGCUUGAAAAGGUCCAGAAUUGUUUUAAGAUGAAAGAUGCAGCAUCGGGAGCGAAACCUCCUAUGCCCAAAAAGAAAGAUGUUUGUUCCAGACCAUCACAGAAUUUUGGCUCAGUGACCUCAAUUGAAAAAUUGAAAGAUGCUGCUAUUAAUGCCGCAUACAGGAUUGCUGAAGCAGAAAACAAAUCAUUUGUAGCAGCUGAAGCAGUUAGGGAGUAUGAGAGGGCUGUUAAUAUAGCCGAAGACACAGAUUCAGCACUAUUACUAGUUAAAGACAUCUAUGAUCGAUGUUCGCAAGGUCAAAUGGUCCUCUUGAGUUGCAGAUAGGCAGUCCUUCAAGUUGCUAAUAGUAUAUAUAAAUGUUAACGAGGAAGUUUUCUUCAGUUUCCUUGUAUCUUAGAGCUGACUAACCUGCACAGCAACAGGUACAAGUAACUUAGUAGAUCAGCUAAGAAGGAUGUUUUAGGGUGCAUGAACUGUCCAACGAUUUUGAACGUUGUGAUCAUUACCUAAUUCUUGCUCUGUA
Messenger RNA from Coffea eugenioides, 1314 nucleotides. Its product is annotated as telomere repeat-binding factor 4-like. Gene Ontology annotation, biological process: nucleosome assembly. Gene Ontology annotation, cellular component: nucleosome. Gene Ontology annotation, molecular function: double-stranded telomeric DNA binding. The record is from RefSeq and is a predicted model, not a curated record. Lineage: Eukaryota; Viridiplantae; Streptophyta; Magnoliopsida; Gentianales; Rubiaceae.